Sphaerodactylus townsendi is the source of this 2903-nucleotide messenger RNA. It is a transcript of the gene SCML4, whose product is annotated as Scm polycomb group protein like 4. The coding region runs from base 483 to 1745 and encodes 420 amino acids. Gene Ontology annotation, molecular function: protein binding. NCBI's taxonomy places the organism in Eukaryota, Metazoa, Chordata, Lepidosauria, Squamata, Sphaerodactylidae. The transcript has 8 exons. The record is from RefSeq and is a predicted model, not a curated record.
UGAAGCUGUAAAGGACAUUACUUAUUUUCAAGCAGCAAAGUGCAAAUUAUUUUUACCUAUUGAUGCAGACUUCACAAAACAACACCUUUCUCCUUAGCUGCUCAGAAAGGAAGAAAACACUGCACACUGAGACCUCAUUUUCUGCAUGUAAAGUGUGUGUAUGUGUGCUCUUUGAAAGGCAGUGGUUGGCUGGUUUUCCGGACAUGAUGUGGUUGAAGCUGUCAUCGUAAUGGAAAUUCAUUGCUGUAGCUAUGGUAAAUCGAGUUUUCUGCCUGUGCUGAAUGCAUUAGUCUAAUGAGAUGUUUGCAGCUGGCAAGCGGAGUCGCUGGAGAUGUAUGGUGUGCUAACGGACAGGGGAGAAGAUGGCUCAUAGAAUGGUCUGUGUGCACGUGCUCCAAGUCUUCUACUCUUUGGGCCAAAAUAGCUGGUGUCUGUAAAAAAAGCUGAUCUCUCAUUCAACAUACGCAAUAGACACUGUGCUUAUGAAUCAUUUGCCAUCACUGCCACCAAGACUGGAUACUGUUGACAUGCAGUCUCCCAGAAUACCAGGAAGAAAAAGAGGAAGACCCCCGCUCCAUUCUGCUCCUAUGAAAAUGACUGUUCAUAAUCUUUAUUCGGCACCAACUGGUCCCUUGCCAGUCGUGAAGAUACCUAAGAAGCGAGGAAGAAAACCUGGCUAUAAGCUGAAAUCUCGUGUUCUAAUGACUCCUUUAGCAAUCUCCCCACCAAGAAGCACACCAGAACCAGAUAUCAGUUCAAUCCCACAGGAUGCAGCCACAAUCCCCAGUUCAGCAGCCCCACAAGCCCUCACAGUUUGCAUUUAUGUUGACAAGCAAGCCAAUGUGGGGCCAUAUCUUGACAGAAAAAAAGUACAGCAACUUCCAGACCACUUUGGGCCUGAAAGGCCUUCUACGGUGCUCCAGCAGGCUGUACAAGCAUGCAUUGACUGCGCACACCAGCAAAAGACAGUGUUCUCACUCAUCAAGCAAGGCUAUGGAGGCGAAAUGGUGUCAGUUUCGGCUUCAUUUGAUGGAAAACAACACCUCCUGAGCCUGCCAGUAGUGAACAGCAUUGGUUAUGUUUUGCGUUUCCUCAAAAAGCUUUGUCGCGGUUUAUUGUGUGAUAGUCUUUUCAGCAAUCAGCCUUUUCCACAAUACAACACUUCAGAAAACCCAGAAGAUUAUGAAAAUGGACAAAUGGAAUCAGAAACAGUCAUACCUGGAGAUUACCUGGUUGAUCCAGUGACCGCAAAGCACUACAAUAUAGAUCCCACUGAUUCUGCAUUCAAUUGUAUGGGCACCAUGUACUCCAAGAGGCAGAACUCUGGAGAUGGACGUCAUGGAGGUGGUUCCGCAACAUCUUGUAUUCAUCGUUCUGGUCAGAUUGCUUCUGGAGGACCAUCAACUAUUGGUUUGAGGCAUCAAUCAUCAAGCCCAACCCAAAAUGGAACCUACCUGGAAGGAAACAGAAGUGCCUCAAGUCCUUCACCAGAAAGACAAGAUGCAGUUCGGCCCUUGAGCAAAAACCCUUUAACGUGGACCAUUGAUGAUGUGGUAUGGUUUGUGAAGGAUGCUGACCCUCAUGCUCUAGGACCUCAUGUGGAGCUUUUCAGAAAACAUGAGAUUGAUGGCAAUGCUUUGUUGCUACUGAAGAGUGACAUGAUCAUGAAAUACCUGGGCCUGAAGUUGGGACCAGCGCUGAAACUCUGCUAUCACAUUGAUAAACUGAAGCAAGCCAAGUUCUGACACUUUCUAAAAACACCAGACAGUCCUGAUGUAAUGUGAGAAAGUAGAUGAAAGGUAACAUGCUGCCUUACAGAAAUAGAUCCAUUUUCAAACUGUUUUCUCCUUGUUUUGUACUGAGAACUUUGUCUUUAUAAAAGGUUACAUUUUCACCUUUUUUAUCUGGGGGUGGGGGAAGUCUGUUUAACAGGUUUGUGUUGAAUAAUAUUCCAAAAAGUAUAUAAUGAUAAGUAUUUUCUAUUAUUCAUAUUAUUACUGUUGUUAUUAUUAAUAUUAUUAUUGUUGAGUCCUAUUUUUGUAAUCAGUCACAAGCAGAAAUUUUCUAGAUGGGAGGAUUUAUUGGGAGGUUUUGGGAAACUUCAGCUUUGCACAAGCAUGCUCAUUACAGCAUCUAGAGCUGAUUUUCCAGCUUGAAUGAGCCAUCACAGAUAGAACUUUCUUACUGUGCCAAAUGCAGUUUUAUUCCAUGUACAAAUAACAGUAGGUCAUCUAAUGCUGAGUGAUCAAAUAACCAUAUUUGAACUAGACUAUAGACUACUUCUGUGGCACAAUCAUUGAUAUUUUCAUAUGACAGAAAGUAUUUUAUCCUAGCAGCCUGGGAACAAGGGAGGGGUAAGAAAUCAUAAAAUCUAUCUUGGUGUUGCGAAGAUAUGAAUGCCUGAAACAUUGCUGUCCUUUAUAUGAUAUCCUGCUAAUCAAAUAAUUAUGAGCCUCAUGGUUUAAAUCAUAACUGGUUAACAAUUACAUGCACCAUCUGUGAACACUCUAAAAGAGAUUGCUAAAUUAGCUGUUUUGGGGGGAGGUGUUAUGAGUUCUCACACUACUGCUUGGGAACUAUAAUGCAAGUGUGAUGAAGACAAUAUGCUGUCCAGGCAGUCAUUUGAUUUUGUACCGUUGAAGGCUUUUGUGGCCAGAAUCAAUGGACUGUCUUGGGUUUUCCAGGCUGUGUGGCCAGGGCCUGAUAGUUUUUGCCCUAAUGUUUUACCCGCAUCUAUGGCUGAUCGGUGCUUUAACAUCUUCCAUAUUUACCAGCAUGAAUCCCCUAGUGGCAGAGGAGGGAAAGGCAGCAGAAGUUCAGAUAUUGUAUUGUCUAGUAAAUUACAUUCCCAUUUAGCAAAGAGCUAUAGUCAGUUUCAACAGUCAGAACAAUUUCAUCAAGUC